AGAAUAUCGCAGAUAUUUGCUCGACCAAAGCAAGGACCACGUGUUAUCGGUGCUUCAGAGCGUCAUUGAAUGGCCCCUGCUGCCGUAUGCUUGCCUGAGCACUGAAGCUUCCUACGCGUCGGUGCUGCUGUGGUCUGUCGGCUUGGUCUCAAGUCGCUACACAACGAGCGGACGAUGCUGUCGAGUCACAUGAUGCUCUUCGCCAGUACAGCGUGCAUGUUCGCAGCCCUACAGACAUGUGCGACGAGUGACCACCUGCGACCCAUCUACGUGUUCUCACACAUGACGAACAGCUUGGAGGAGUUCGAAGACUUCUUGGCACAGGGCGUCAACGCCAUCGAGGCCGACAUCUCGUUUGCUCCGAACGGGACGGUGACGAACUUCUACCAUGGUCCGGGCUGCGACAGUGCACGCAAUUGCGAAAGGAAGACCGACGCCGGCACCUACUUCAACCACGUCAAGCGUACUGUGAGCGCAGAAAACGGACGACAUAGGGACAAAAUGCUGCUGCUCUACGUUGACAUCAAACCCAGCAACCUACCCGGAAAAAAAACUAUGUACGCAGCCGGCGUCAGCCUGGCCGAGAAACUCAUGCGUCACCUUUGGAGUGGAGUUCCUCCCAAUCGCAUGGUAAACGUGCUCCUGUCGGUCUUCUGUGUAAGUGAGGUGGAAGUUUUCAGGGGUGCCCUGCAUACGUUGUCCAAGGCUGCAAACCACGCCGACCUUCUUGAGCAUGUGGGUUUCGACGUGAGCGGCAACAAUUUCCUUUCAAGCAUCGCCCUAGCGUUCAAGAAACUAGGCGUGACACGGCAUCGCUGGCAAGGAGACGGCACCACCAACCCGUACAUUGACGUUUACCCGACAGCUCGAAUGUCCUGGGUGACAGCGCGGCGAACCAGCAACGGGUCGGUGCGCAAUUACGUUGACAAGGCCUACGUCUGGACUGCUGACCACACCUUCACCAUCCGUCGAUUCUUGAGGAAGAAAAUUGACGGAAUAGUGUCUAACUCUCCGGGAAACGUCUUGGAAAUUCUCAAGUCAGCUGAAUUUUCGAGCAAGUACAGGCUUGCUAAUAGCCUGGACAAUCCCUGGAAACGAAUUGUUUAGUUGGCAUGCCCACAGGGGGGGGGGGGCAAUUUCUCUUGGGAACACAUCGAAAAUGGAGUGAUAAGCAGAAGUUCUUGUUUUUAUGAUACCACAAUGUUCGUGCCUAUCACAAAUACCAACGGUCAAAAAGAUAUAAUAAAAAUAUUGUCGGGAAGUUUGCAUCCCGUGA
Molecule: messenger RNA, 1276 nt
Organism: Rhipicephalus sanguineus (brown dog tick)
Lineage: Eukaryota; Metazoa; Arthropoda; Arachnida; Ixodida; Ixodidae
Product: dermonecrotic toxin SPH
Exons: 6
Coding region: 175-1107 (310 amino acids)
Biological process (GO): lipid metabolic process
Molecular function (GO): phosphoric diester hydrolase activity
Source: RefSeq, a predicted model, not a curated record